UGUGCACGCGAGUGUGAAAAAAGCAGCCGGCCGAAUUUGAACGUGCAUAACUCUGAAAACAUUUCCCUCGGUGCUUUUUAUUGUUUGUCCAAGUGUUUGUUUCGCGUUUUCCUAUGAUGGUGUUCGUCAAGAACGUCCAAGGCACUCUUCUAGUCGUCGCAAUAUUUGUAGCGUGCAUCAGCGCCAAAACAGCCAAAGUUGUCAACAAAAAUACAAGAGCUAAUUUAAAAACAGCAAACAAUGAAACCAAGAAAGCUCUAAACUCGACUAGCAGGGCCGAAAGAAAUUAUCUCAACCCUUUGCUAACUUUAACAACACCGUCAGAUUGCGACCUGACUCCAAACUAUUGUGAUUUGAACUGCUGCUCUGACAAGGACUGCAGCGUAAUUCAAAGAGAGGCUUUUGAGUGCGAACAAAAAGAAACAGCCGAUUCGAAACACAACUUUUGGAGCUGCAGAGAAAAAACCAACCUUUCCUCUUGGCAUCCGUUCAUUUGCUACAUAACUGACAAUUCGCCCUUUCUUGGCCGCCACUUUCUCGCGCCUCCCGAACAAAUUAACGAAAACAACAAAUUUUUAAAGCUUGCCGACGCCACCCAGCAAUUCGCAAAUGAUCACCCUGCAAAAGCAAAAGUCGAUCCUCCAGUUUACAAAUUCGGGUUUAAGAUGAAAAUUUUGCCAAACAACAAUUCCGAAGAUCAUUUUUUUCUGCCCACUAAAGUGCCUGGCUCGAAUUUCUGUCUUUUAGACAAGCCCGUGCGCUUUUUGAUAAACGAAAAUACUGUUUGUCUGAGGGAGUUGUCUGCAGACUCGUGCGCUAAUUACCCGAUUUCUGUUGAUAAAUUUUUGGAGAGGGUAAUUGGCAACACAGGACAGGCUUUGGAAACUGCAAAUAUCACUAAUAAUUUUAUGUGUUUAAACAAACGAGGUGAAAAUUUUGUCCGAAUUCAGAAAAGAGAUAAUAGGGUAAUUGACUAUUAUUCAAAAGAUGGGAUCAAAGAGAAAUUUGAGCCUUGUACUGAUAUACUAUUCACAAAUUCCUUUUUCGAUCCGCGCACGGGCAUUUGUUACAACGCUCUGAUCAGCGCCGAAUAUAGAAUAACGUGGAAUGGAACAAAUAUCACAUCUGUCAACGCCACUUUUAAACUAGCAGACGUUUCAAUUAAGAUGUACGAAAAAACAGAUUCGAAAACGCCGAAAUUUUUCCUCAGCCAGACAUUCAGUUUUGCGUUUGAACACUGGAAAGCGAAUUUGCAUGAAAUGAAUGAGAGUCAAAAUAGUACAAAUGAAGUGGAGGAACCAAAGAGUAAUAAUUUGCCCAAAAUUGAGCGAUCUGGAAACCCAGGAUAUUUGGAUGGAAAGCCUUUGAUUAUUGGAACACUAUUGAACAGCACAACAGAUGGUGGCAACGAGACGCUUGAAUGGGAGGAUGGCUACCUCAACCUGUUGUUCUCCAAUCUUGACGGUGACUGCGUGGAUUUAUUGCCAGCCUCUUUUGGUUUUGACAUUCUCACGUCGUGUAAACUCAAACUGCAGCUACCGGAAAUCAGCAACUGCACCCUUCUAAGCGAAACUCUGGCCGACUUUUUUGACUCCCUUUACUACGGCGAGCACGCAGCGAAAAAGGGCGACCGGAAUUUCGAGUCACUCACAGACGUGGUGCCCAUACUUUGGUCCGCAGUGAACAAUAAUUCAAGCGAAAAGGACGCCUGCUUAGUAAUGACGGGCGUUUCCAUUAAAGCGCUUUUCUCGGAGCAUUUCAUGGCCGCAGGUGUGAAAUUGAGCAGGAUGGUCGGUCUCCGCAUCGAUCCCCUGCUUCAGAAUUUGUCCCUGCCAGCGCCGUCUGAAUUGCUCGUCUCCACUUCUCUUCACUUUCUCCGCGUCGAUUCAAUUACGGAGACUUCAAAAUUCUGGCUGCAAAUGACGGAGCAUUCUGAGAACUCGUGGCUUGAGAUUUUCGACCCUUUGAUACAAAUUUUCAAGAAUCAAGACAACAUGGAGGAGUUGAUUAUUUUUUGGACAUUUUUCGUUGCGACUGCUUUUCUCUUAAUUGGCAACAGUAAACUCGGGCGUUUCAAUUAAGAAAGGAACAGUUUUGUGACAAGAAUUUAUUUAUUUUUCUUAAUUUGCAAUAAUUAUCAAUUUAAAUAGCACAUAAAUUGUAAAUAUACAUCAACAACCCUAUUAUUAAAACGCAAUUUUUACAUUGUAAAAUUCAAUUGUAAGUGUAGAUUAAAUUUGAGAUUCAAGUAAUUUUUACAUAAGUGGUGGGUUUCCUUGUGGACGGCUACAGUUUGAUGAGAAAAUAAGCUCCCUUAAUUCUAGAGUUAAUUUAUCAGAUAAAAAAAAGUCACUUGACCCUGACUGAUGACCCCGUCUUCUGCUUGUUCAUGUUGGCAAGCAUCAGGGAAAUGUAAGAGGUUAAAAGGUCGUCCAUUUUGUACCCCAGCGCUGUCUCGCAGAGUAAUUUGGAGCCCCUGACCAGGUUGCCAAUGGUCAUGUGGAAGUAAGUGUUGCCCGAAGACCAGUUUGAAAUGCGAGUGAAUGGAUGUGUGACCAAAAUUUCCUAGAAAUUAAAUUUUCG
Molecule: messenger RNA, 2583 nt
Organism: Neocloeon triangulifer
Lineage: Eukaryota; Metazoa; Arthropoda; Insecta; Ephemeroptera; Baetidae
Product: tectonic-1-like
Exons: 9
Coding region: 114-2081 (655 amino acids)
Biological process (GO): cilium assembly
Source: RefSeq, a predicted model, not a curated record